Cladocopium goreaui is the source of this 813-nucleotide messenger RNA. The record is from the annotation of a GenBank genome assembly. Lineage: Eukaryota; Dinophyceae; Suessiales; Symbiodiniaceae.
AUGGCGGUGGCUGUGGCGGGGUCCUUGCACCCCGCGAUGGGUUCUAAGCCCCAGCAUGGAUGGCAUGGUGCUCAUGCCACUCCGCUGAAGGGCUGGAUGCCGGAGGGUCGAAGUGUGGCUCUGGUAGCUUCAGGGCUGUGCAGCCUUGGCAGGUGCAGCCGGCAUCGGCAUCGAUGGCAGAGAAGUGCGUCAGAGGCGGAUCCGUCUCCGGAUUUGCCAUCAGUGGGCAGACGGUUGCGCGUUUGGUUUGUGUCCGAAGAUGAUUUGGCAGACUACGAAUAUGGCACAGUGUCCGAAGUUCAUGAUGACGGAGAGGUGACUAUCCAAUGGGAUGGACAAGGCGAAGAACGUCUCGACCUCUCUGACAUCAGUUUCGAAUGGUUGGGCCAUGAUUUUGCGGCGGAUUUGAUGGCAAAUCUCCGAGAGAGCCGCCAGGAGUCCUUGGAGGGUGCAACAGAAGCCGGUGCUGAGGUGGUUGCUAUGCCUGUGGAACAGUUGCGCAAGGAGUUGUCGGCCAUGAGCUGGAUGCGCAAAGAGCUUGAAGCACGUCGACGUCAGGCUGAGGAGCUGAGGCGCGAGAAUGAAGAGUUAAAGGCAGCUCGGGAAGACUUUCACCGCCGCUAUGGAAAGCUUCUGCCAGACAGGUCUCAGCAAAAUGCGCAAGAGACGAAGAGAGAAACGAAAAGAGAAAUGGCGAAGUUUUGCAUCCCUAUGUUUUAUGUUUCGUAUGUUUCAUACACGAGUCUGACGUGUUUAGUUCUCGGAAUACUUUGCUUGCCUGCAGCUUGCUCAUUGCUUGCUCAGCGAGCUUAG